UUAUGCUGGAGAGGCUGCAGAAGCACUGAACAGCUCUUUCCGAGUUCUUUUGAUUUUUGUUGCCUUUCCAUGAGUUCCUGUCCUGUUUAGAGCUGUGUCUUUUUACUUUUUAUUUGUAGUGUGCGUGGUUCUGAGGAUAUUAGAAAAAUGUGCUGAAGGUUCACUGUGAGGCGUGGCUAUUUUUGUUAGAAGCUGAUACUUUAGACUGAGCUUUAAGUGGUGCUUCUGGAAGACCUUGGGUUGCUGUGAGAGGGCAGGAUUCUGCAGAGGAAAAAGACAUUUCAGAGGGGCACAAAAGAAGAAGGAACACAAUUAGACAAAGCAGAGGACCUCCCUCCUUCUCAUUCUACAGCUCCUGCAAGAGCCAGCAACCCAGAAGUACAGUCUAAGCUACCACAGUAGAUCUUAACCAUUUUACCAUCAUCAUGGCUGAGAUUACAGCAGAAGGACAUAUGUCUACAACUACAACAAUAAUAGAUGGUAAGAAUGGAUCCGUUCCUUCAUCAUCCAUGAAAGUGGGCAAGAAAUCAGUUACAGAAGACCUCGUGACAACAUUCAGCUCACCAGCAGCAUGGCUUCUCGUUGUUGCUCUGAUUAUUACCUGGUCAGCAGUAGCUAUUGUAAUGUUUGACUUGGUGGAUUACAAAGACUUGGCAGCUAUAGACACCUAUUCACAACAUUGCGAUGAUCCCUGUUUACCACCUGGAAGAUCUGUUAACAAGCUCAGCACAGAACCACUGAGAAUCAUUCAUGAAGCACUGGAAGAAUCCGCUGAUUGGAUUUAUGGCUUUUUUUCUUUACUGUCUGACAUCGUAUGGAGUGAUGAUGAUGAUGACAGUGAUGAAGGUGACGUGGAACCUUCCAUGAAAAAAGAAAUUCAAAAAGAGAAAACGGAGAGACACGAAAAACGAACACCAACAAAGGCAAUUCACAGAGAUAAACCUGAAAAACAAGAAAAAAUUGAGAGGAAGGAACCCCUAAAGGUGACACAUAAAGACAAACUGGAAAGACAAGAAAAACUUGAAAAAAAGGAAAGGCAUGCAGCUCAAAAAGACAAACCUGAAAGACAUGAAAAAGCUGAAAAGAAACCUCCUCCUCCAAAAGAGGAGAAGAAAGUAAAGAGCACUAAAGUGGAAGCAAAACUUAAAAAGGAAGUGAAGGAUGGAAAAGGAGAAACAAAGGCGGCCGAGAAGGUCAAGCAGGCAGAGACUAAACCAACAGAAACUGGGCUAAUAAAGGCCAAAACGAAAGUUAAGGAAGAGAAAGCUCUUCAGACUGUAACUAAAUCGGACAAGAAAGAUCAAUAUGCGUUCUGUCGCUAUGUGAUUGACAUGUUUGCGCAAGGGGAUUUUUAUCCAGGACAUAAGGAAUUUGUACCACCUCGUCUUCUUCUAGAACACAGUCCAAGAAAGAAACCAGCAGCUGUUGAUGAAGAAAAGUCUAUUGUGGUACCUAGAGACGUGAAAAAGAGAAAAGAGGAAAAAAAGAAGACUGAUGAAAAAAGGAAUAGGACUGAAACAAAGAUGAAAGGUAUGAGUUGGAAAUGUUUCUCACUGACCUUAUUCAGCUUUUACUCACAUUCCUGGCUCAUUUCUCUUUGUUUUCUGAUGUGUUAA
Messenger RNA from Chiroxiphia lanceolata (lance-tailed manakin), 1616 nucleotides. It is a transcript of the gene TRDN, whose product is annotated as triadin. NCBI's taxonomy places the organism in Eukaryota, Metazoa, Chordata, Aves, Passeriformes, Pipridae. Gene Ontology annotation, cellular component: sarcoplasmic reticulum; membrane. The transcript has 14 exons. Bases 426 to 1616 code for a protein of 396 amino acids. Gene Ontology annotation, molecular function: signaling receptor binding. The record is from RefSeq and is a predicted model, not a curated record.